Messenger RNA from Durusdinium trenchii, 674 nucleotides. The record is from the annotation of a GenBank genome assembly. Lineage: Eukaryota; Dinophyceae; Suessiales; Symbiodiniaceae.
AGGAGCCGACAGUUUCACCUCACCGUCCAGCGAGGGCAGGCUGCCGCCAUGGAGGGUGCGCCUCCAGUGGCUUUAAACCAGUUAGAGGUCUUGUGCUCCUACGCCGACCCGAACUACGGCUUCCUAUGGUUCUGGUGUCGUGGCAAUUCACUGAGCACUCCCCGUGAGGUCAUGCAUCGGAUGGCCGAGGAGCUCCGGCGUGACUUCCUUUGUGGCCGCACGCUGCGCGUCUACGUGUGGGCACUGCUUUGUCAGGUCACAGGUGCAGAUUCAGACACGGCCCAAUACCUUUGGCAAGAGGCCUGGCGUGUACAGGUGGAGGAGGAUUUGGAGGACGACGAGGCCUUCGACUCCGAGGACGACCGCCCCAGCUCUUACGACGCCACACGGAUCCCCGUGGAGGCAGACUUCGCGGUGGGUAGUUUGCGGCUCUCCAGCUGUUUUGUGCACAGCGUGACCAGUUUGAACACCUCCGAGCAGCGUCGGUUGAUCUUCGGGUCAGAUAUCCUCUCCAGUUGAUUUGCCCGGCCGCCUGCGCAAAUGCCUGCGGAGAUGUUCGGUCACCAUGUACACAGCAUCGAUUCAGUCUGAUGGAUCUGCAUCUGAGUGAACUGCGAGCACACCAAUGGGGUGAAGGGUACACAACAGUUGCAUGAUGCAACCUUCCAUUGAAG